AUGAAGUCAGUCGUUCCAUUGUUAUUUGCCCCAGUCAUUGUCGCUCUCGCAACAAAGAGAGCUCCUAUUUCUCCGGACACUCUCUCUUCCCAGAUCAGUCUCGAUUACCUCCUCGAAGGCACGCAGAAACUCCAAGAAUUCGCAUAUUCCUACCCCCAGCGCAACCGCGUCUUCGGCGGUGCUGCCCACAAUGACACGCUCAACUACAUCUACAACGAGCUCCUCCAAACAGGCGCGUACGACCUACACAGACAGCCCCAAGUGCACACUUGGACGACGGGGAAUCAAUCGCUGACAGUCAACGGCGACACGAUCGACGCCCUGAGCAUGGUACACAGCCCCAGCACCAACGUCACGGCCGAACUCGCCAUCACGCCACGACUCGGCUGCAGCCCGUCGGACUACGACUCCUCCGCGGUAGGCAAGGUCCUCCUCACGCGACGAGGGGGGUGCUCCUUCGCGAGCAAGUCGAUACUGGCUGCGUCCGCCAACGCCGCGGGACUAAUCAUCUACAACAACGUGGCCGGCCGCUUGCGCGGCACACUGGGCAAUCCCAACGACCCCAGCAGCCCGUUCGCGCCGACGAUCGGCAUCAGCCUCCUGGACGGCCAGCGCCUCCUCCGCUCCAUCACGCCGAACGCGACCUCGUCCAACACGACGACCGCAACGCCGUCCCUCCGGCUCACCCUCUAUAUCCACACCGAAUCCGCCCCGCGCCUCACCUACAACGUGAUCGCGCAGACCAAAGACGGCGACCCGACCAACAUCAUCGCCGUCGGCAGCCACACCGACUCGGUAGACGCCGGGCCGGGGAUCAACGACAACGGCUCGGGCACAAUCAGCAGCCUGGCCCUAGCGCGCGCCCUCGCCCUCACCACCAGCAACACUUCAUUCCCCCUCCGCCACGCAGUACGCUUCCUCUUCUUCACCGCCGAAGAAUUCGGCCUCCGCGGGAGCACCUACUACCUCCACAGCCUCUCCGCCACCGACCGCGCACACAUCCGCCUCUACCUCAACUUCGACAUGAUCGCCUCGCCCAACUACGCGUACAUGAUCUACGACGGCGACGGGUCGAGCUUCAAUGUCUCCGCGCCGACGGGGUCGGGGCAUAUCGAAAAGACGUUCCAGGGGUAUUUUGAGAGCCAGAACGUCUCGUACCAGGCUGCCGAGUUCAUCAGGCGGUCCGACUACAGGGCGUUCAUGCGGCAUGGUAUACCGGUUGGGGGACUGUUUACGGGGUCCGAUAAGGUCAAGACGCAGCAUGAGGCGGAGGUGUUUGGUGGUAGGAUGGGUGUGCCGUAUGAUCCGCAUUAUCAUGGGCCUGGGGAUACCGUUGGGAAUUUGAGUCCCGAGGCUUUCUUGAUGAAUGCGCGCGCUGCCGCGUUUGCGGUUGCUUCGUAUGCGCGGGAUUUGGACGGGAUUCCGGUAAGGAAUGUGUCGAGGGUGGUUAGGGAGGGAUUCGGGGAUAAGAGGGGAGGGGGCCAGGGGGUUGUUGUUGCGUUGUGA
Messenger RNA from Aspergillus homomorphus CBS 101889, 1506 nucleotides. Its product is annotated as transferrin receptor. NCBI's taxonomy places the organism in Eukaryota, Fungi, Ascomycota, Eurotiomycetes, Eurotiales, Aspergillaceae. The transcript has 2 exons. Gene Ontology annotation, molecular function: metalloexopeptidase activity. The record is from RefSeq and is a predicted model, not a curated record. Gene Ontology annotation, biological process: proteolysis. Bases 1 to 1506 code for a protein of 501 amino acids.